This is a messenger RNA of Haliotis rubra (blacklip abalone), 657 nucleotides long. RefSeq lists its product as uncharacterized. The record is from RefSeq and is a predicted model, not a curated record. NCBI's taxonomy places the organism in Eukaryota, Metazoa, Mollusca, Gastropoda, Lepetellida, Haliotidae.
AUGGAUCUUCGAGACAGAAGAAUUUUGGAUAUACAGCUUGUCCAGAGCAAUGAUGUGAAGAAUUCACAUCACAUGGAACUUGAGGGACUUAAGCGAGGAUUGUCAUUUCUUGAACAGAAAGAGUUGAAGAAAUACAUGAGAGAAGAGCAUAAAGACAAGAAACAUUACUUUGAUGUUUGGCAUGUAACCAAAGCAGUUGGGAAGAAACUGGAAGCAGCAACCAAAAAAAGUGGAUGUGCUGCAAUCCGUCCUUGGAUCAAGUCGACGACAAACCAUAUGUACUGGGUAGCAGCAUCAUGUAAAGAUGAACCAGAUAUAAAAGUGGAUAAAUGGUUGUCAGUGACAAAUCAUGUUGCAGACAAACACGAAGGACACUCACCCAAGUUCAAGCAGUGCGAGCAUGGACCACAGACUGAGGAAAGACUAUGGUUGAAAGAAGGUUGUAAACCAUACAAAGCUUUCAUGGAGGUUGUCAGCAGUUGUUACCUUGUGAGAGAUUUGCCAAACCUGUCUCCAGUGUAUCAGACUUAUGCAUUGGGGGUUUUCCACAGUGUGGUAAAUACUUGUGCGCCUAAGAACACCAACUACUUUUAUGCUGCAAUGAUGACAAGGUGCCGUGGUGAGGUUGGAUACGCUGGUAACCUCACUGUUGCGUAG